AUGCCCCAGUACUUCCUGCACCCUUUAGUUAUCCUUCGACGUCGGCGGACGCCCGGGGAUGUCAAGCCCUGGGACUACUCCAUGCGCAUGUCCAGGGCCGAAGCAGCGCUCAUGGAUAUUUUAGCUGGGCGAUUCGUAUGUAUCCCCGUCUUCACAGGCCUAAAGUCGGGGCAGUUAGGUCCCUGCCCACACGUACAAGGCACUGGGAGCUGCCUUACUCGUAUACGAAUGCUUCCAGUCAGGUCCAACCUGAGGUUGACGUACUUAUCCAACCUAAAGGUCGACAGGAACGAGAAGAGGCGCCGUUCCACUCGGAUAGAUCCGAAUAACGCCAUCUUAUCCGAUAACGACGAUGAGCUCGGAAUGACAAACCUUACCGAUCGCCGAAAGCUAGCCACCACUCCUCCAUUUAUGACCGCUAUGUCUGCCCCGAAUCUCGUUGAAAUUACCUCGCCGACUCACUUUCAAGAACUCCUGUCGGCUGACCUAAAUAGAGUGUCGAUAAUCAACUUUUGGGCACCAUGGGCGGAACCGUGCAAGCAAAUGAACGAGGUCGCGAAAGAAUUAGCAAGGAAGUACACAGCAGCUCUCUUUCUACAGGUGGAAGCCGAGGAACAGUCGGACAUCGCGGAGUCUUUCGACAUUGAAGCUGUUCCAUCGUUCAUAGUUCUGAGAGGCCACACUCUGCUGGACCGCAUCGCUGGCGCAGACGCACCCGCCCUCACCCAAUCUGUCGCUAAGCACGCAACCACCCCAGCCUAUAGCCCCUUAUCCAAAACCAACAACGCACCUGCGAAAGCGCCAACGGUAGUUCCUUCAAAAACUCACGAUAACGAGAAGGAAUCGAUCGAGGAACUGAAUGCGCGGCUACGGAAGCUGAUGAACCAGAGUAAAGUGGUGCUGUUCAUGAAGGGUAGUCCAGAAGUCCCUCGGUGCGGCUUCUCUCGGAAGAUUAGCGCCUUGCUCAAGGACCAAAAUGUCCAAUUUACGCACUUUGAUAUUCUUACGGACGAGAGCGUACGGCAGGGUCUAAAAGUUCUGAACGACUGGCCAACCUUUCCGCAACUGAUUGUCAAUGGCGAACUCGUCGGAGGCUUGGACAUUGUUCAAGAGAUGGUCGACAAUGGAGAAUUUGCCGAAUUGAUCGCCUAG
Messenger RNA from Cyclocybe aegerita, 1152 nucleotides. Lineage: Eukaryota; Fungi; Basidiomycota; Agaricomycetes; Agaricales; Hemipholiotaceae. The record is from the annotation of a GenBank genome assembly.